CAACAAGAAAGAUUAGAUAAAGCCCAAAGAAUGGUUAUGGAAAGGGAUAGGUUACCUAUAUCAAAUUUAAUCAAUAAUGAAUUUUAUUUUGAGGAGGAAGAGGAUGGUGAAGUUAAUAAUGGUGACAAUACGGAUUCAGAACAAUUAAAUAUAAGUAAUAUAAACACUACUUCUAAAACACUUCGUCCAAUUAAAGAUUGUCCAACUCGAUGGAAUUCCACGUAUCGGUCUUGGGAAAGGCUUUUAAAGCUAAAAGAUGCAAUCAUUUGGUUAGAAGCCAACCUGAAAAUUUCACAGCAUUCAGAUGAUAAAAAAGAUGAAUUAGUUAAAAUCUUUGAGCCAUUCGACCAAGCAACUGAGGCAUUUAGUGCUGAAAAAUAUCCUACACUGUCAGUUGUAUAUCCUAUCAUUGAAGUCUUAAAAUCUGAAUUCGCAGCAGAUCCGAAUUUAACUUUAAUUGAGGAAGACCUUAAUGAAGAAUAUGACAGCGAUAGUGACAGUGAAGAAGUUCAGAUACUAGAGCCCCACAAUAUUCAAACAAUAAUUGCUCAA
Molecule: messenger RNA, 552 nt
Organism: Cetraspora pellucida
Lineage: Eukaryota; Fungi; Glomeromycota; Glomeromycetes; Diversisporales; Gigasporaceae
Source: the annotation of a GenBank genome assembly